AUGGCUAGUGUUAGCUACUACUCUACUUCUAAAUUGGAACCAAAUGUUGAAGAAGAAUUCAACUCAGAAGAAAUGAUGACUAUGCAGCACCUUCUAUUUGAUUUCAACUACGAUGUUGAACAGAGCCUUUCAGAUGAAAAUCAAGAUCAAGAUUGUUAUUUCGAUCCAGACGAGUUUAUUUUACCUGUUGAAAUGAAUAAGAAUUCAGAGUACUCUGUUUUCGAGAAACAACAAAAGGUCUUUCAAGAUAACAUAAUAACUCAUAAUUCUUGUUUCAUUCCAGACUACUCUGUUUUUGAGAGCACCCCAAAACGUCAAAAGUUUUUUCAACAAGACUUCCUUCCAAAUAGUACUCACAAUUCAUGUUUCAUGCCAGAGUACUCUGUUUUUGAGAAACAACAAAAGGUCAACUGUCAAGGUUUGUUCAAUGAGGGGUUUGUGCCAAAUCCUCCAAUGUUUGAGGAUUUUGCCUCGUAUUUGCUUCCAGAAAUUCCUAUGCCUGUUUUUAGCAGCAAUAAUGCUGGAGUUGUCACGAAGAAAGGCGGUAGUAAUAAUAAUAAUAAUGAGAAGAAGAAGAUGUCAGCACAGAGUAUCGCGGCGAGGCAGAGGAGGAAGAAGAUUAGUGAUAAGACACAAGAAUUGGGUAAAUUGAUACCUGGUGGACACAGAAUGAACACUGCUGAAAUGCUUCAAGCUACUUUCAACUAUAUUAAGUUGUUGCAAGCACAAGCUGGACUUCUUGCAUUCAUGGGAUCAUAUCAGGAAUCAUUUGAAACAUCAAAUUUGCAGAAACUUGUUGGAUCUUCCUUGAUUCAAGAAAAGUUGUAUUCAAGUGAACAUUGCUUGGUUCCAAAAGUGUUCCUUGAAGCACUAGAAAAUAAUCAAGAAUUCCAAAAUUCACAAGUCCUUGAGGAAAUCAAAACUUUGAUCAAAUGA
Messenger RNA from Solanum tuberosum (potato), 936 nucleotides. RefSeq names its product transcription factor bHLH52-like. Gene Ontology annotation, cellular component: nucleus. Gene Ontology annotation, biological process: regulation of transcription by RNA polymerase II. The coding region runs from base 1 to 936 and encodes 311 amino acids. Lineage: Eukaryota; Viridiplantae; Streptophyta; Magnoliopsida; Solanales; Solanaceae. Gene Ontology annotation, molecular function: protein dimerization activity; RNA polymerase II cis-regulatory region sequence-specific DNA binding; DNA-binding transcription factor activity, RNA polymerase II-specific. The record is from RefSeq and is a predicted model, not a curated record. The transcript is spliced from 2 exons.